AUUGUAGUCGAUGGGGCGUGUGAGGGGAAUGGUAUGACUGGAGCUAGGGCAGCGGCCGGAGUAUUCGUCGGCAAAACAUCCCAGUACAACAAGAGCGUUCUCUUAGCCGAGCCGAACGCAACAAACCAGGUUGCAGAGUUACGGGCUAGGAUCCUUACGCUUCGCCAGGUAAUAGAUAUACAGAGCCAGUGUUUUAGAGAGGAACAGCUUCGGAUGGUUGUCAUUAAAUCCGAUUCGGAGUAUUUGGUCAAGGGGAUAACUAAGCGGGUAUUUAAGUGGGAGAAUAACGGCUACCGAAUAUACAAGGGAACGCCGGUAAAGAACUGGGAGCUUUUUAAGAAGUUAGACGGAUUAAUUAGAAACUUAAAUAAGCUUAACGUCGAGGUUUUAUUCUAG
Molecule: messenger RNA, 396 nt
Organism: Fusarium vanettenii 77-13-4
Lineage: Eukaryota; Fungi; Ascomycota; Sordariomycetes; Hypocreales; Nectriaceae
Exons: 1
Biological process (GO): DNA replication, removal of RNA primer
Molecular function (GO): RNA-DNA hybrid ribonuclease activity; nucleic acid binding
Source: RefSeq, a predicted model, not a curated record